Molecule: messenger RNA, 566 nt
Organism: Corticium candelabrum
Lineage: Eukaryota; Metazoa; Porifera; Homoscleromorpha; Homosclerophorida; Plakinidae
Product: U6 snRNA-associated Sm-like protein LSm7
Exons: 4
Coding region: 33-341 (102 amino acids)
Biological process (GO): mRNA splicing, via spliceosome; nuclear-transcribed mRNA catabolic process
Cellular component (GO): Lsm1-7-Pat1 complex; spliceosomal tri-snRNP complex; U12-type spliceosomal complex
Molecular function (GO): RNA binding
Source: RefSeq, a predicted model, not a curated record
CGCGGACAUACGAAUACCCGGAUACUGAGGAAAUGGCGAAGGUCGUAGAGAAAAAGAAGAAGGAAAGUAUAUUAGAUCUUCAGAAGUAUCUAGACAAACCUGUACGAGUGAAGUUCCAAGGAGGACGAGAAGCAUCUGGAAUUUUAAAAGGAUUUGAUCAGCUGUUGAACCUUGUGCUGGAUGGAACAACAGAAAGUCAACGAGAUUCAGAUGAUCCAUCGAAGCUUUCUGAUGAAACAAGGUCAUUAGGUCUUGUUGUGUGUCGUGGUCCAGCAGUUGUAGUGGUAUGCCCUGCAGACUCAAUGGAGCCGAUAGCCAACCCAUUUUUGCAGCAAGAAUAAUAAUCACGGCAAGGAUGCUUGCAGCAAAUUUGUAUGUAAACUCUACUAGAGUAGUUGUGGUCACUGUGUAAGAAUGGAAAACCAAUGUGCAGAAUGCUGUUUUACAUGCAUUGGAAUUUGGUGAACGUUGACACUGCAGCACUGAUGCUUAAUAAUGUCUUAUAAAUUUAGAAAGAAAUAUCCAUUAUUGUUUGUUUAUAGGAUAUUAAGCACUGGUCGGUUCAU